Messenger RNA from Bombus huntii, 1115 nucleotides. RefSeq names its product DNA-directed RNA polymerase III subunit RPC6 (gene Polr3F). The transcript is spliced from 4 exons. Gene Ontology annotation, cellular component: RNA polymerase III complex. The coding region runs from base 64 to 999 and encodes 311 amino acids. Gene Ontology annotation, biological process: transcription by RNA polymerase III. The record is from RefSeq and is a predicted model, not a curated record. Lineage: Eukaryota; Metazoa; Arthropoda; Insecta; Hymenoptera; Apidae.
CUAUAACCUAGAAAAUAUUGAAGAUAAUCGUGUGAACUGCAUAUUUAAUAUUACACAAGUAUAAUGGAAACCGAAGCUAGUACUUCGAAGGAACGCGAUACAACCAAUGCAGAUAUAAAUUCAUACGAAACAAUUGAACAAAAAAUUCUUGCAUUAGCACAAACAAGACCAAAAGGAAUAUCUGAUAAAGACUUAAGUACUGAAAUGCCAGAGUUGCAACCUGUUCAAAGAGCUCAAAUUAUAAAUAAACUUUUAUCUCAGGGUCAUUUUGAUCUAUUUAAGCAAGGUGGUUCCUUGUUAUAUCGUUUGAAAGAUCCAUCUAAAGCAAAAAUAGCUAAAGGUGCUGAUAAUGAAGAAAAGAUCGUAUAUACCAUCAUUGAAGAAGCGGGAAAUAAAGGGAUUUGGAUUCGUGAUAUAAGAUUUAAAUCUAAUUUAAUGCCCACUCAAUUAAAUAAAAUUUUAAAAAGUUUAGAGAUUAAAAAAUUUAUCAAAGCUGUUAAGUCUGUAGCAGCAAGUAAGAAAAAAGUGUAUAUGUUAUACAAUUUAGAGCCAGACACAUCUGUAACUGGAGGUGCAUGGUACCAAGAUCAAGAUUUUGAAGCGGAAUUUGUUGAUGUUCUUAAUCAACAAUGUUAUAGAUUUCUAGAGAAUAAAAGGGAACAAAUGAACUCUUGUAGAGGUGGACCAAUCAUGGCUAGAAAUGUUACAUUUGCUUCAUCUAAAGAAGUAUGGAAAUUUAUCUCUGAUCUAGGAAUAAGCAAGGUGAAGUUAUCAGUUGAAGAUUUGGAGAUGAUAUUGAAUACCUUAGUUUAUGAUGGAAAAGUAGAACGUACUCUUUCAGGCGAUGGGAGCACUUUAUAUAGAGCAGUAGAACCUUUAUUAAGUCCACCUGGAUUAAUUAAAUCUACUUGUGGCAUUUGUCCGGUGAGAAGAAAUUGUUGUGAUGUUGGUGAUGUUACACCUACAAAGUGCCAAUACAUUACAGAAUGGUUGGAAUAAUAUUUUGUAAUAAAAAUAUGGAUUUAAAAUAAUUAUUUAUUUGUAUAUACUCUUUUUAUACAAAUAUAUAAGUUACGCAGAAAAAGAGAAUAAAACUAUAUAUUCUAUAAAAUAUA